Molecule: messenger RNA, 384 nt
Organism: Gryllus bimaculatus (two-spotted cricket)
Lineage: Eukaryota; Metazoa; Arthropoda; Insecta; Orthoptera; Gryllidae
Source: the annotation of a GenBank genome assembly
UUCCACCUGCAUUCCUGCAACCUGGCUGCGGCGUGGCCGAUGUGCGAGUAUGCGGCGGUGGCGGGGCCUGCCGGGGGUGGCGGUGGCAGUGCGUGUUAUGCUGCCGCCGCGGCCCAGACGCCCGGUGACGGCGGGGUCGGCGGCGGCGCCGGAGGAGAGAGCGUGCGUAGCCAGGGAGCGGCCGUAGGGGCGAAGAAGGGGCGGUGCCUGGAGAGCGGGACAGCCUCUGCAUGUCGCGGUGCCUCCUCCGCGCGAGAAGGAAAAGUGAAAGAAAGGCAAGAUAACAAAGGACAAGAUAAAAAGGAAAAAAGGAAAUGGAAUAAAAGAGAAGGCGAAGCGCAAGUGAAGAGACAGAAAGGGAGGAGAAGUGGAAGACAAAGUUAA